AAAUGUCUGGCAAAUGUAUAGCCGUGAAGCACUGUCCUUGACACAAUAGCUCCAACGUAUUACAAGUUGGAUGGCAAUACUCAAAAGAAGCCCAAGCUCCAGCUUUGAAACAGAUAAGUGCUUGAGCGGGAACACUAAUUACAAAGUGUAGUGCUCAAAAUGAUAGGAGAGCGCUGUAUGCACGUACAAAGCCCGGGUAAUUAUACAAUACGAUCCAUCGAAUAGAAAUAGCAACCGCAGCGCCACUACUUAAAAACUGCGGAGAGUUCCUUUUCCGUUCGCGCGGCGAUUAGAUAUGUCAAAACGAAAAGCAGCAGUAAAAGUUGGCGGCGGCUGUAUUUUCCGGGACGCACGCUGCGCAAGACAUGAGCAAGGCCCUCGUCACACGCGCGUGGGACGGUUGUCGGCAGAAAUAUACAAGCAACCGGCGUGUGCGCACGCUAUUCAUCGCCACAAGAUUGGUCGUUUCAACGACCCAAGCUCUCUAUUUGCGACAAGGAAGCAGCACAGCUAUCGCAUUUCUCUCUGUACGGAUGUCUUGCUUGGCCAUGGCAGCUUUCCAGCGAGACACACCUAAGUGCCGAUGGACUGCGCGGAGGGUCAUUGUGACUGCAUUGGCGGCGUUUUCUGCUAUUUCACAAAUCCAGGCUCAGGCUGCACCUGGAGAUUUCGAGCUCUGGGGCACCGCUACGGGUGCUAAGUCAGUCGAAGUCGUGGUCUUUGUACCAGAGAAGAAGAAUGGGCCGCUGGACUUGUGCUACGGCACACUGUCGGGUCCAGACGAAGAACGCCACUUCAGUUGCGAUGACCACGGAGGGAAGUCAUCCACGAUCACCUUGAAAGGACUGCAGCCGGAGACGGAGUACAACUGCACCGUCACAUUCGCCAACCUGCUGGACGACUGUGACUGUGACGAAGCGGCCACAACAAGGUCUAUCUUGAUAACGACGCAGGCUGAACCAACGGAACCGGAUCCGAGCGCCACCACUGGGCCCAACCCAACUGAAGCCGCUGCGGCCAUGGUUUCUUUACCGACUCCUAUAGGGAUCAUUUUCUGCGUGUCAACACUUCUCGCUCUGGGACAGCGACACUUAAACAACUAUUGUAUAAUUCGAGGAUCAGAUUAAAAAGUGGUUUCUGAAAUUCACACCCAUCAUAGGUUGAAAAAUAAGCAAACAGCACACUCUGGAUGUGCAAGACCUUCAAGAAGGCAAUUAGGUAACAAGAAGGUUCAUUGUGUUAAAAAAGAAGUGGCCUACAAUGUAUCGUACACUCAGUACUUGUUCGGAGUGUUUAGUUGUGCGGUGCCCAAAGAUGAUCCGCCUGAAGUGGAAGCACAGAAAACACAUUUCACGUGUUUCGAUGCUUCAUUUAUGGAUCUCAGCAGGUACACGAAUAAGUGUGUAGCGCUUCCACCUUCUUUUCAUGGGUUGUGCGUAGCAAGCCAAGCAAGCAACUUGCUUGACUAAAAGAACUUGUCAACGGACUCAUUGCUAAACAUAUGUGAAACAUGCACUGCCAAAAACUAGAACAAACACAGAAAUGAAACAGAGGACGGACGGUCGGUAUCCCGCAACCAGUGUGUACAGUUGCCGCGAAUUCCUGAGCGCAUAGGUGAAUGGUUUUCAUUCUUCAGUUUGCCCAUUUCCUCGCGAAUGCACAUGAAUGCAUCUAAUCAUCUUGCUUGGGGUUCCAAGCUAAAUUGUGACUGAAUUAGCAGCGCCACCAUUCUUCGCUAAGCUUUGGCGACGGUAACGCAAUGAGUAAUCUUAUGAUGUGUAAUUUGUGACUGGUUAUUUCUUAUAUACUAGGAUGAUUAUUUUGAUAAUUUUAUACCCGUGCCAUAUCCGUAUCUCCUCCGUAAAUCGCGAAAUCUUAUGGCCACAUCAUCAGACCCAUGUAUUGACGAUCUCUAUGCCAACCGCCAUGACAAAUUAUAGCAAGACACAGCAUAUAAUGUUGUAAUAACUGCACCCCAAUUGAAACUCCGUAGCCAACUCCACUAUCACUUUUUUCCCUUGCUGCAGCUUUGUUCUAAUGACAAUAAAUCAAGCGGGCGUGUUCGACGCGGAAGUGUCAGUUUCGGAUGGGGCGUUAUCACUUACUAUAUUCAAGACUACAUACCUCUCGUGUCCCUUUGGCUGAUACGUUCUGGUGGAAGGACCACAAAUGGGCACAUUCAUUAUCACAUACGCAAUGCGAUGAGAAACAGAGAUAAAUCAUAAGGGAAAAGCAGGGAAGUUAGCCCUGCUGAGUUCGGUAGGCUACCAUGCACUGGUGAAAAGAGAAUGAGGAUCGAAAGAUGAGAAGGAAGAGAGAAGUUUCCAAUUUUACAUACACACAAUCAAGCGUUCAUCGCUGAGUCAGUCAAAAACGGUCGCACAUAUUUAAUGGAUUGGAUUGCUAGUUUUUUUUUUCUAACCGGUCCCAAUACGCCGAGUUCAGUUGCGCAAUGUCACCAAGUAGUUUCUGGGGUUCCCGAAGUAUCAGUUCAGGGUCCUUUAUUGUCUUUAAUUUAUGUGAAUGACCUUCCAAAAAUUUUUUUCUUCCAGCAUUCGUCUUUAUGCGCACGAUUGCGUCUUAUGCGACCCGGCUGAUUCUGUGACUUGUCAUAAGCAAACGAACAAUUCUCUUGCCUCUUUCCGUGCUCGGUGUGAGACAUGGAAAAUGAACACUAAUAAAAAAUACCGGUUGUUUUGUGCUUCACAAAAAGAUCGGCCCCAGUAAUUGCGAUAUAUUCCUUCAAUGAAUCAUAUUUAACCCGAGUUCGACAAUAUAAAUGCUUUGAAGCAACAUUCACUUACAAUCUCUCAUGAUCUGCACAGAUUGGCCAAUUGUGCUCUAAGGCCUUAAAAUAACUUAGACACCUACGUCGUACUAUACAGAAGGCUCCAAUGACUACGAAACUCUUAACGUAUGUAACUCUUGUUCGCCUCAUUAUCGAUUGUGCGGCCACUGUGUCGUCACCCCAUAACCGAACUAACAUAAUCAAACCACAAGCAGUUCAAAACGAAGCCAUCCGGUUCAUUUUUCAGUGGCAUGACCGCUAUCCUGCCCCCUCCCUUUUCUUCCUUCCCUACGCUGAACCUAACAACACUUUGCGUACGUCAUGACAUGGAAUCAUGAAAAGUUUUGCAUAAUAUAAUUAACAUGUCCCAUCAUGCUUCCCAGACAGCUUGCUCAUUUUUCGCCAAGCCUUCUGCCACGCUUAACUUCCACGUGUUAAAUCGUAUCCCCUUUUAUACCCGUACACAUACUUUCAAGUACAUCGUCUUUAUCCUCAUUAUAGAAGUAUGGAAUCCCUUACCUGGCUGCCUUCGUUCACUCCAGAUAAGCAAAUUUGAAUGUCCUCUUAUUAAAAACCAGUGUGCAUAACUGCUUAAAUAUUGUUCGGUUUAUGCUUUUCUGUAUGUAUUUCACUCUUUCGCCGCUUUUAGUAUUGAAUAAAACAAUUGUCCAGGGCUCUGGAUUUUGUACCAAUAUUUAGUGCUGCCAAUGUUAUAAUAGCCAUUGUUCAUACCACUUCAUUAUUUGUUCACCGCUGUAU
Dermacentor silvarum is the source of this 3547-nucleotide messenger RNA. RefSeq lists its product as uncharacterized. The record is from RefSeq and is a predicted model, not a curated record. The transcript has 4 exons. NCBI's taxonomy places the organism in Eukaryota, Metazoa, Arthropoda, Arachnida, Ixodida, Ixodidae. The coding region runs from base 366 to 1127 and encodes 253 amino acids. Gene Ontology annotation, molecular function: protein binding.